GUUGAAAUAAAGAAGGAGGAAGUAACUCCCACUACUGGCGAGCUUUGUGCGGAAACGUUUUCGGAGCUCUAAUGGCGGUUCCACUCAGAAUGAGCAACAACAAUAAGCGUGCUGUGCUUGCUCGUUUGAAAUCCCUCAUCAACACACAGCAGUUGCAGAGGUUCUGCACUUCUAUGCAGCCCAAAGGGAAACUGGAUGAUCGCUUGUCUCCAAAAGGGGACUUAGAUUACUCGGCUCUGAAAGAACGCAAUGACUUCUUGAAAUGGAAGACUCUGGACGCUAGUAAGCUUGGUAUAACUACUUCUAAGCUUUCGAAUCUAUCUCAGAUUGUCUUGAAGCAUCUUGACCUCGUAGGAUUUAAGUCCUAUUUGGUAGGUGGGUGUGUGAGAGAUCUACUAUUGAAUAGAACUCCAAAAGAUUUUGAUGUCAUCACCACAGCGGAGCUUCAUGAGGUGAAAAAGCAUUGUCGUAAAAUAGGCCAUGCUAUAAUUGUAGGGCGACGUUUUCCAGUAUGCCUUGUUAAUGUAAAAGGUUCUCAAAUAGAGAUAACCAGUUUUGCGACAGAGGCACAGACAUUUGAAGGGAGUGACCAAGUUCGACGCACUCUAUUGCCCAAAUCCAAAUGCAAUAAUGAAGAAGACUUAAUUCGCUGCAAAAACUCCUUGUACAGAGACUUCACAAUUAAUAGUUUAUUUUAUGACCCCUCUGCUAAUAAGAUAUAUGAUUAUGCCAAUGGAAUCGCUGAUUUGAGGUCCUUGAAGCUUGAAACUGUGAUCCCUGCUCAACUGUCCUUCAAAGAGGACCCUGGGAGAAUUUUGCGUGGCUUCAGAAUGGCAGCUCGACUAGGUUUAUCAUUAUCAAGGGAGAUUGAGGCUGCUAUUUUGGCUUAUUCUUCACAAGUUAAGAACAUGAACAAGACUAAAUUACUGACUGAGGUGAACUAUAUGCUGUCUUAUGGAGCUGCUGAGCCAUCUUUGCGCUUGCUCUGGAAAUUCAAGUUGCUUGAGUUUUUAUUUCCUGUGCAUGCAGCAUAUCUUGAUGAACAGGUGGAUAAAGAAGGUGUUCUUGCUUCCAAUAUGUUGAUGAAAUUAUUCCUCCAUCUGGAUAAUUUGGUGGCAUGUGAUCGGCCUUCUGAUUGCACUCUAUGGAUUGGGUUGCUAGCAUUUCACCUGGCAUUAAUAAAUAACCCGCAAGAAGCCCUUGUGGUGUGGGCUCUUGCUUCUAUUCUAUAUCAUGGGAAUUGGAAAGACGGUGUUAAAUUCGCUAAAGAACAUGCAGAAGUGACUGUUAAUUUUGCACCUGAAAUAAGGAUGUCCUGUUUGAACAAAUCGGAAGAAGAAAUUGCAAAAGCAGUCACUGAAUUGGCAUCUCAUGUGAUACACUCUGUAUGUGUGCUGGUUAAUAAUGAUAGUCUUCGUCAAUCCAUGGCUAGAUAUCCAUCUUCUCCAUGCUCUGGCACUGUAUUUGUACCAGGGAAAAAAGGGCAGAUUGUUGGUGAUAUUUUCAGAGUGCUAGUCAAUGAUGUCCAACUGUAUAGGAGUGAAAGAAAAGGUUCAAAGAUAAAAUAUGGCAUGCUUAGCCGGGGCAGUAUUGAAGAGACUAGAUAUGUUUUCGGCAAAAUUGUUCUCAACACUAUGAUUAGUUGCAUUGUUGGGAACAAGGAUGAUUUUGAGGCUGAAAAAUGUCAUCUUAAGACUCAGGACACUGAGGAAAGUGGCCAGUCGCAAAUUUCAAAUUCAGUAAUCCAUAAAUCGGUUGCAAGGAAACAUGAAAGACAAGCUUUAUCACCAAGUCCAGAAAGUAAGCAAGGAAAAAUCAAGAAACAGAAACUGGUUGACAAUGACCGUGUUCCAGAGCAGAAAGUGGACAUGGCGAGCCAUGAAUUGGUUUUCAAGGAAACCAGUCAAGAGUGGCAGAAGCAAGCAAAAUUAACUCAGAAGGUUGAUCCAUCUAUGAUGAAGGGCUUUGUGCCGAAAAUGAAAAAACAUCCAAUAAAGCAUCCAGCGAGGCCUAUGAAGACAGUCAAACAGAACUCACACACACCAUCACAAUUUAAAGUGUCUAAGAAUCAUCAUGAAGUAGCUGACAGCUGCAACAUAAAUGUGGAUGCAAAAGCAACAAAUAAGUCACACUUAAAGAAGAAAAGGUCCCAAUCAUCAUCUGAUGAAAAAGUUUUGAAGCAUUCCCUCUCCAGUCUCUUCAGAAAAUGAAUACUGGUUGGAACUUGGAACCGGCAUAGUUUAGAAACUAAACAUAUAGAGGAGUUGUAUUAGAUCUCUUUCCUCUUUUUUAGUCCCAAAAUUUUUUACUGAUUUAAAAGUAGGCUUUCAGUUCUUUAGAGUUUACUUGCCAUCAUUAGGGGAUACCCCCUCCCUUGUUUGAUUGUGAUGGGAGAAAAAAAAAAAGGAAAGGAAAGAACAUAUAUAUACUUUUCAAUAUGAACAAGAUUCAUAGGAAUUAGUCUCAA
This is a messenger RNA of Arachis duranensis, 2467 nucleotides long. RefSeq lists its product as uncharacterized. The transcript is spliced from 14 exons. Gene Ontology annotation, biological process: RNA processing. Bases 72 to 2210 code for a protein of 712 amino acids. The record is from RefSeq and is a predicted model, not a curated record. Gene Ontology annotation, molecular function: nucleotidyltransferase activity; RNA binding. Lineage: Eukaryota; Viridiplantae; Streptophyta; Magnoliopsida; Fabales; Fabaceae.